Molecule: messenger RNA, 1248 nt
Organism: Echinostoma caproni
Lineage: Eukaryota; Metazoa; Platyhelminthes; Trematoda; Plagiorchiida; Echinostomatidae
Source: the annotation of a GenBank genome assembly
AUGGCGAAGACAACCAAGCUUGGAGCUGUUUUGUCCGAUCUGGCCCCAGGCACGUGGUACCAGUUCCGUCUGUUAGCAUUGUCUAGUGAAGGUUACGGUGGCUGGGGUCAACCGAGUCGACCAAUCAGAGUGCGCUCUAGACCCGAGCCCCCGAUGAGUCCACGCAAUCUGACGGAAGCAAAGACGCGCAUUUUUGAGAACACUGUGGAUGUGACCAUUAAUUGGCAACCACCUAAGGGUGUUAGUCUUCCACUGAAGAAAUAUCAGGUUAAAGCUGUUGCGGUAUUUGAAGGCAAAGAGUUAAAAAGCCAUCCAAUCAGCCUAUACCUGAACACAAUUCCCAUACCAUCAAGACAAAUGGAAAACGAAAGUCAACGGCGGAAGCAGUAUUUGGUGGACUGGGCACCAAGAGUUUGUAUCGAAUCUCAGUCGAACUUAGGACAAGAUGAUUAUGUACCUCAGCGACAAACUGUGAGGGGAUCGGAAUUGUCCAAAGUUACGCUUGGUAACCUGCGGUUUCAGUGUCACUACAAAGUCACAAUCAAACCAGUUACUGAACGAAAAGACCCUACGCAUCGAGAAUGGUUCGCUUGCUUUUGUACACCUUCUUGCCAGUCCGCUUUGAUGAAUUCGGAUAUCCCUCCUCCAAACUGUUCAUUUAUUACCACUUUAGAGACAAUUCAGCCAAUGCGGCUCACCUAUACUGUUCUCCCGGAAACUCGAACGACGCAUGACAGUGCACAUAUUUCACUUGGAAAGCAAGACAAGCAACGUUCCCUAUGCAGAACAACAUAUAAUGCCAUGCUUAACUGGACUCCACUACCCGCGGAAGUGGAUGUGGAAUCUAGACGGAGUUUUCGAGCCUUGAACAACGUUCGCACCAGCAAGCACGUAUCAACCGCGAGUAUUCGCGGAGUCCGUGUUACCUGGGGACCGAGGAUCUACGAGCCCGUUGCGCUGGAAGCCUACCAGAACGGUCUGUUCCCUCAUCUCGAUCCGGAGAGUGCACAAUCUAAGGUGCUCGAUCCGAAAUCUUCGACAUUUAUCCUUAAAGGCCUCCAUCGGGAAACUCUGUAUAUAGUUCACGUGCAGCCCAUUGGAGACCAUUCGGACGGGCCGACUUCCACAGUUUUCUUCUCCAUUCCAAAUAACGCAGAAUCCAGUGCGCCCGCGUCACGUGAGAAAUAUCCCUUUCUGGUCAUCGCCGUGUUCAGUGUUGUCAUGACUUUCUACCUCAAUUAUUCGUAG